Elephantulus edwardii (Cape elephant shrew) is the source of this 3074-nucleotide messenger RNA. It is a transcript of the gene IPO13, whose product is annotated as importin 13. Bases 177 to 3074 code for a protein of 965 amino acids. Gene Ontology annotation, biological process: protein import into nucleus. Gene Ontology annotation, cellular component: nuclear membrane; cytoplasm. Gene Ontology annotation, molecular function: small GTPase binding. The record is from RefSeq and is a predicted model, not a curated record. The transcript has 20 exons. NCBI's taxonomy places the organism in Eukaryota, Metazoa, Chordata, Mammalia, Macroscelidea, Macroscelididae.
AAAAGCACCCGCUUUAAUCUUGGCCAGACUCCUUAUCCCCUAGCGAAGUGGGGAGCCUUCGGCAGCUAUGUCCGCCUUGGGGGCCCCGUCACCUCACCAUUCCCUGGGUACCCAAGCUGGGGUUUAGCACGGGUCAACAGCCAAGGUGCUGUGGUCGGAGAGAAGCAGUCCCUCCGAUGGAGGGAGCAAAGAUGGAGCGGCGGGAGCAGCAGCCCGGGCCUGGUGCGACACCAACCUUGGCCUUCACUGUGGAGAACGUGGAGAAGGCACUGCACCAACUCUACUAUGACCCCAACAUUGAGAACAAGAACCUGGCUCAGAGGUGGCUGAUGCAGGCCCAGGUCUCCCCACAGGCCUGGCACUUCAGUUGGCAGUUACUGCAGCCUGACAAGGUGCCCGAGAUCCAGUACUUUGGGGCCAGUGCCCUGCACAUCAAGAUCUCUCGCUAUUGGAGUGACAUCCCUGUUGACCAGUAUGAAAGCCUAAAGGCACAGCUCUUUACUCAGAUCACCCGCUUUGCUAGUGGCUCCAAGAUUGUGCUGACUCGGCUCUGUGUAGCACUGGCCUCGCUGGCUCUCAGCAUGAUGCCUGACACUUGGCCAUGUGCUGUGGCAGAUAUGGUACGGCUUUUCCAAGCUGAGGACUCACCAGUGGAUGGCCAGGGCCGCUGCCUGGCCCUGCUUGAGCUACUGACAGUGCUGCCCGAGGAGCUCCAGACCAGCCGCCUGUCCUUAUACCGGAAAGGACUGGUGCGGGCCAGCCUGGUGGUGGAGUGUGGAGCUGUCUUUCCGUUGCUGGAGCAGCUGUUACAGCAACCCAGCUCCCCCAGCUGUGUGCGUCAGAAGGUACUCAAGUGCUUCUCCAGUUGGGUGCAGCUGGAAGUGCCACUGCAGGACUGUGAGGCACUCAUUCAAGCUGCCUUCACUACCCUGCAAGACUCAGAGCUCUUUGACAGCAGUGUGGAAGCAAUCGUUAAUGCCAUCUCACAGCCAGAUGCCCAGAGGUAUGUGAACACACUCCUGAAACUUAUCCCACUGGUGCUGGGACUGCAGGAACAGCUGCGACAGGCUGUGCAAAAUGGGGACAUGGAGACCUCCCAUGGCAUCUGUCGUAUUGCUGUGGCCCUGGGCGAGAACCAUUCCCGGGCCUUACUGGACCAGGUGGAGCACUGGCAGAGCUUCCUGGCACUUGUCAACAUGAUUAUGUUCUGCACAGGCAUCCCUGGCCAUUAUCCUGUCAAUGAGACCACCAGCUCCCUAACCCUCACAUUCUGGUACACGCUGCAGGAUGACAUCCUGUCCUUUGAGAUGGAUAAGCAGACCAUGUACCAGCAGAUAUACCGGCCGGUCUACUUCCAGCUGGUGGAUGUACUUCUACACAAAGCCCAGUUCCCUUCUGAUGAGGAAUAUGGUUCCUGGUCCUCAGAUGAGAAGGAGCAGUUCCGAAUUUACAGGGUGGACAUUUCAGACACACUCAUGUAUGUCUAUGAAAUGCUGGGGAAUGAGCUGCUCAGCAACCUCUAUGACAAGCUGGGCCGUUUGCUCACCAGCUCAGAGGAGCCCUAUUCUUGGCAGCAAACAGAGGCCCUGCUCUACGGCUUCCAGUCCAUCGCGGAGACCAUCGAUGUCAAUUAUUCUGACGUAGUGCCCGGACUCAUUGGCCUCAUUCCACGGAUCAAUAUCAGCAAUGUGCAGCUGGCUGAUACUGUCAUGUUUACCAUCGGAGCUCUGUCUGAGUGGUUGGCUGACCACCCUGUGAUGAUCAACAGCGUUCUGCCCCUCGUAUUACAUGCCCUGGGCAAUCCUGAGCUUUCCAUAUCCUCUGUGUCCACCCUCAAGAAGAUCUGCCGAGAGUGCAGGUAUGACCUGCCACCCUAUGCUGCCAACAUUGUGGCUGUCUCCCAGGAUGUGCUGAUGAAACAGAUCCACAAGACAAGCCAGUGCAUGUGGCUGAUGCAGGCGCUGGGCUUCCUGCUGUCAGCUCUACAGGUGGAGGAGAUCCUUAAGAACCUGCACUCUCUCAUCUCGCCCUAUAUCCAGCAGUUGGAGAAGUUGGCAGACGAGAUACCCAAUCCCUCCAACAAGUUGGCCAUUGUCCACAUCUUGGGGCUUCUCUCCAACCUCUUCACCACACUGGACGUCAGUCACCACGAGGAUGAGAAUGAAGGCCCUGAGCUCCGGAAGCUGCCAGUGCCACAAGGACCCAACCCCGUGGUGCUGGUACUGCAACAAGUCUUCCAGCUCAUCCAGAAGGUGCUGAGCAACUGGCUGAAUGAUGCUCAGGUGGUGGAGGCGGUAUGCGCCAUCUUUGAGAAGUCUGUCAAGACACUACUAGAUGACUUUUCUCCCAUGGUGCCUCAGCUGUGUGAGAUGCUGGGUCAGAUGUAUAGCACUAUUCCCCAGGCUUCUGCUCUUGACCUCACAAGACAGCUGGUCCACAUCUUUGCUCAUGAGCCUGCCCACUUUCCUCCAAUUGAGGCCCUUUUCCUGCUCGUCACCUCCGUCACACUGACUCUCUUCCAGCAAGGGCCCAGGGAUCAUCCUGAUAUUGUUGAUUCAUUUAUGCAACUCCUGGCACAGGCUCUGAAGCGGAAGCCAGAUUUGUUCCUGUGUGAACGAUUGGAUGUCCAAGGUGUAUUCCACUGUGCUGUGCUGGCCCUUAAGUUCCCUGAGAUGCCCACUAUCAAGGCCUCCUGUAACUUAUUUACAGAGCUCCUGCCUCGGUGUGGGGAAAUCGAACCUAUAGGAAAGGUGGUACAGGAAGAUGGCCAGCUGCUGCUCUUGACCGUGCUAGAGGCCAUUGGGGGCCAGGCCUCUCGAAACCUAAUGGACUGCUUUGCCGACAUCAUAUUCGUCCUGAACAAACACUGCUUCAGCCUCCUGAGCGUGUGGAUUAAGGAGAUCCUGCAGCGUCCUCACUUUCCCUCUGCCCGCCUCACCCCUGAAGAGAAGGCCACCUUCAGCCAGCAGAUCCUUCGUGAGCGUGUGAACAGGAGGCGAGUGAAGGAGAUUGUGAAGGAAUUCACACUGCUGUGCCGGGGACUGCAUGGCACAGACUACACAGCUAACUACUGA